This is a messenger RNA of Rubroshorea leprosula, 406 nucleotides long. The record is from the annotation of a GenBank genome assembly. Lineage: Eukaryota; Viridiplantae; Streptophyta; Magnoliopsida; Malvales; Dipterocarpaceae.
GUGGAGAGAAAAAAGAGAGGAAAGAAAAGGAAAUAGAAGGAAAUGAGAAAGAAAAGGGAAGAGAGAAAAGGAGAGAGGCACAAGGGAAAGAAAGUGAGGCAGAAGGGAAGUAGAAAAAAGAAAAGGAAGAAAAAGAAGAAGGAGAUGGGAGGCAAAAAGAGAGGAAGAAAGGAAAAGAGAGAGAGGAAGAAGAGAAAAUGAGGAAACGGAAGAGAAGUGGUGAUAUAUAUAAGACUUAUAUGGACCGAAAUCAGUCCGUAUAAUCCUCAUUGGCGCGCCACACAAAAAAAUUUCAAUUUUUUCGGGAAAAUUUUUGGCGCAUUAAUCAUAUUCAGACCGAAAUCGGUCUGAAUAUAAAUAAAUUAGCGCAUAAUCAAUAAGAUUCAAAUUAACGGUAAAAAUUUGA